AUGGAACCUCGUAUCUUUCAGACGCUGAGAGUCAACAUCAAGCCACUCCAGCGCGAGGCCCUCCCGAAAGGCACACUAGAGAAUGAGCUUCUAGACUCGGCGUUGGGUGACUGCAAGGGCCUCACGGUGCUUGACGUCGGCGGCGGCCAGGGCGUGAGGGCACGCCAGGUGGUUGACCAUGGCGCCGUUGCCGUGGAUGUUCUCGACUUGUCUCCCGAAAUGAUGCAGAUAGGCAAGGAGGUAGAGGAAACCCUGGGAAGAGGCAGCAAGGUUGUGCAGUGGUUCGAGGUCGACGUGUCCAAGCCUGAGGAUGUGGAGCGCCUGCCGCUGCGGUUUAAAGAUGAAGGCUACGACUUGGUCAUGGCCAACUGGACCUUCGAGCACGCGUCCAGCAUGGAGAUGUUGGACGGCAUGUUCCGCACGAUCGUGGCCUACCUCAAGCCAGGCGGACGAUUUAUCGGAACACGCGUCUUCAAUUCCCCUCGCACGCCGGAGACGACGAGCGGCAAAUAUGGCGCGGUAUACAAGGACUUUGUGGACGUGCCUGGCGGUAUGCUGUUCCGCUAUGUGGUCAGCGUCGACCCGCCCGUGGAGUACGAUGCGGCGUCGAUGGAAGUCACUCACGACCCGGCCAAGAUUGACGAGUUCCACGCGAGACACGGGCUGGUGGACACACAGGUUGAGCCGGCCGGAGAAGCCCCCUGCGUCAAGAGUGAUCCGGACUUCUGGAAGACGUUUCUGGAGCUGCCGAGCAUGGCUGUCGUGAAGGCACGCAAGGCAAAGACAACAUGA
This is a messenger RNA of Cryphonectria parasitica EP155, 792 nucleotides long. Its product is annotated as S-adenosyl-L-methionine-dependent methyltransferase. Lineage: Eukaryota; Fungi; Ascomycota; Sordariomycetes; Diaporthales; Cryphonectriaceae. The record is from RefSeq and is a predicted model, not a curated record. The transcript is spliced from 3 exons. Bases 1 to 792 code for a protein of 263 amino acids.